Molecule: messenger RNA, 3455 nt
Organism: Etheostoma spectabile (orangethroat darter)
Lineage: Eukaryota; Metazoa; Chordata; Actinopteri; Perciformes; Percidae
Product: stonustoxin subunit alpha-like
Molecular function (GO): protein binding
Source: RefSeq, a predicted model, not a curated record
CACAGCAUCAGUCAUCACACUGGAAGCUCCAGUUGGAAGUCAAGGAGACUCUCUCACAACUCAUCUGAUCUACUCAACUCAACCAGGUUGGAGAAAUGGCCUCAGAUAACAUGACCGUAGCUGCCCUGGGUCGACCUUUCACCCUGGGAAUGCUCUAUGAUGCUCGCAGAGAUAAUCUGAUCCCAGGUUUGACAUUGUGGGAUGAUAAAACUAAAAGGCAGAUAAGCGAAAACACUAAGCCCUCCAGUAGCUAUGACAUGGAAAUAUUUGACUCCACUGAAUCCAAGUGCAAGCUGCUGGAUGUUGAAGCUUCUCUGAAGGCCAGUGUCCUGGGUGGACUGAUAGAAGUCGGAGGAUCUGCCAAGUAUCUGAAUGAUAAGAAGAAAUUCAAGAAUCAGAGCAGGGUGACACUUCAGUACAAAGCUACCACCAACUUCAAGCAGUUAAUGAUUGAACAACUAUCCAUGCAGACCCAACAGAUGGAGGUCAUUAAGAAGAGCUCAGCAACACAUGUAGUCACAGGCAUCCUUUAUGGGGCAAAUGCUUUCUUUGUGUUUGACAGUGAGAAGUUAGAGGCCAGCAGUGUUCAGGACAUCCAGGUCAGCAUGGAAGUUGCUAUAAAGAAGAUUCCUUUUUUUAAUGCUGAGGCGAAAGUUAAAACCACGCUGACUGAUGAAGAAAAAGCCCUGACAAAGAAAUUAUCCUGCAAAUUCUACGGAGACUCAAUUCUUGACAGAAACCCUGCAACAUUUGAAGAUGCAGUGAAGACCUACGAACAACUCCCAAAGCUCCUGGGAGAAAAAGGAGAGAAGACUGUUCCAGUGCAGGUCUGGCUGAUGCCGCUGAAGAAUUUCACCUCAGAAGGUGCUGAGCUAAACAAAGAGAUCAACGAUGGACUAGUAAAUAAGGCGCAGUAUAUUCUAGAAGAUUUUAAGGAAAUAGAAAUGAGAUGCAACGAUUCUCUGGAAGAAAAAGUGGUGCAGCAGUUUCCUGUGAUUCAACAAGAGUUGAGCACUUUCCAAACAUUGUGUGGUAGUUAUGCAUCUAAACUCCAGAAGGCUUUGGCGAAGAAACUUCCCUCCAUCCGUGAAGGAAAAGAAGAUGAGAGCUCACUAGACCAACUCUUUGAAGACAGAGACAAGUCCCCAUUCAGUCAGGAAAAACUAACCAAGUGGCUGGAUCGUAAAGAGAGAGAAAUCAACGUCAUCAGCUCCUUUGUAAAAACCAUAGGGGGAACAAAGAUCGUCCCAAAUCAGACAGAGCUGGACAGAGUGGUUCUUGCUCCAGGUGUAGAACAUGUUCUGUGCUUUGUUUUCACCUCGGUGGAAAGGGGUGAUACCGACCUUGAUGUGAUGGCUGACUACUUCAAGUUCCCUAAAUUAGGAAGUACCAAUGAAGAUCCAUGGUUCUACUCAAAUGAAGUCCUCACCAAAAUGAGAGAAAAAGCCAAAGCUUUCAAUCUCAUUGCCCAAGCACAGAAGAACAACAGUCGAUUCCGUUGCGUCAUAGCAACCAUUGCAAACAAGAAAUACACAGGAGCAACCAUCUACCAUUACAAGAACGGCAAUCUGGACACUGAAGACUUUACAAAACUUCAACUCCCUCCUUUGAAGACCAUCACAGACAAAAAGGAUCUGAUCUUGUAUGCCUGUGAUCUCAACCUGGACCCAAACACUGUGAGCAACAAACUCACUCUGUCUGAGGGAAACAAGAAGGUAAAAUCGGGAGCACAGCAGUCCUACCCUAAUCACCCAGAUAGGUUUGAUGACUUUGGUCAGUGUCAGGUGUUGUGCAAAGAGAGCUUAUCAGGGCGCCAUUACUGGGAAGUAGAGUGGGGUGUGAGUUUCCCUCAAAAUAUUGGUUUAAUGUUUGUUUGUGGGAAAAUUACAAGAAAUGUAGCUGAUUUAUACGAGAACACUGAUGUGUGGAACAGGAAUGUGUGGAAUUUUUGCCAAGAAUUUGUAGACAAUAUCACUCACCAACUUGCGGCAUACUACAAAGGUAAGGAAAUGUGGCACGAUGAGUUUCCCUCUGAUGGCUGUGGCAGAGUGGGGGUGUAUCUGGACUGGCCUGCUGGCACUCUGUCUUUCUACAGAGUCUCCUCUGGCACACUGAGGCACCUCUACACCUUGGAAACCACAUUCCCUAAGCCUGUUCAACCAGGAUUCAAGUUGUCAUGUGCAAACAACUAUGUGAAUCUGUGUCCAGUUAAAUAAGAGCAAUGCCUUGUGAGGCUCUUGGUCUGUAAAUAGGGUCAAUGGUUUAGAUUUAGAACAUGCUUCACAAAUCAAAAACCAUUCAUUUAAACCCAGAGGGACCAGGAAAAUUUGAUGCACUCAUCAAGUGACUGUACACAAUUUCAUCAGACCAUGUUGAUUUGAUGCAAAACCUUCUCAAACUGGUUUUUGCUUUUUUGUUUUAUUGUUUUCAUGUUUUUAUUCAUCAUACUUAAAGAGGUCCCAUGGCAUGAACAUUUAAUUCUUUUGAGGUGUUUAACAUUAAUAUGCGUACCCCCAGCCUGCCUAUGGCCCCCCCAGUGGCUAGAAAUGGUGAUAGGUGUAAACCGAGCCCUGGGUAUCCUGCUCUGCCUUUGAGAAAAUUUAAGUUCCGAUGGGCCGAUUUGGAAUCUUGCUCCUUAUGAGGUCAUAAAGGGCCAGGUUACUUCCCCUUUCUCUGCUAUUCCCGCCCAGAGAAUUUGGCCCACCCAUGAGACGGGGAGACAUCUUUUAAACAAGCAAAGUGGCAGUUGCUCAAGGCCACACACACUCAAUACCAUAUAAUGCCACAGACACAGAAAUCCUAAGGAAAGCUCAUUGUGGGAUUGGGUCUAGUUACUGUAACUCUGCACCAAGGCUGAAUUUCAGGAAAGAGACUUCAGAUACAGCAUUAGGGGACCACUAAGGUCUAUAUAAAAGAGACUUCAGAUACAGUAUUAGGGACCACUAAGGUCUAUAUAAAGAGACUUCAGAUACAGUAUUAGGGGACCACUAAGGUCUAUAUAAAGAGACUUCAGAUACAGCAUUAGGGGACCACUAAGGUCUAUAUAAAGAGACUUCAGAUACAGUAUUAGGGGACCACUAAGGUCUAUAUAAAAGAGACUUCAGAUCCAGUAUUAGGGGACCACUAAGGUCUAUAUAAAGAGACUUCAGAUACAGUAUGCAGCCAAACAGCACCAUGUCAUGGGACCUUUAAAGAUACAGAGCUUGUGUAGAUACUCAAUUGCUACAGCGUGUCAACAGAAGUAUGUUGAAAUAUAACUCCUAGCUCAUGUAAAAGAAGAAAAUUAUUAUUUGGCUUUAUUGAAUUUAUCAAAUCGGUGAUGGGAUGCACAUGAGCUAAAGUGCCUGUUGUUUCAUUUAGAAUUUUGUUCCUUUUCUUCUUUAUGCAGUACGUACUUCUUAAAUAGUUCUUUUCAGAACAAAAGAGGAAUUAUUAUGUUUGUCUGUUAAGGACUA